This is a messenger RNA of Kwoniella botswanensis, 2253 nucleotides long. RefSeq lists its product as uncharacterized. The record is from RefSeq and is a predicted model, not a curated record. The transcript has 4 exons. The coding region runs from base 1 to 2253 and encodes 750 amino acids. Lineage: Eukaryota; Fungi; Basidiomycota; Tremellomycetes; Tremellales; Cryptococcaceae.
AUGAGAAGCAAGAGAUCAAGAAGAUCGUACUCAUUGCCAUCCGACUCAUCACCUCCGGAGACCCAAUUCAUCUCCCAGGAAGACGAUGCCGACAACUUGUGGGAGGUAUCAGAAAUAUUGGAUGAAAGAGGACCACCCAAGACGGGAGACUAUCUGGUACAGUGGAAAGGGAAAGAUCCUGAUACUGGGAAGCCCUGGACACCUUCUUGGACGAAGAAAAAGGAUUGUACAACGGAUCUAGUACGUGAAUGGAAGGCCAAGAGAGCCAAUAGGGAAGCACAGGAGAGUAAGAUGAAAGAAGAGAAAUCGGGAAACAAGAAGAGGAAGAUGGACCAUAAGAAGGAAGGCGAACCUUCAGUGACAUUCGAACUGAAUUCUCGUAGUAGUAGAAGCCGAACCAGGUCUACUCCUGCACGAAGUCCUCUCAAGUCAACCAAUGCUCAAAUCAAUAGGAUCAAUUCGGAUACUUCUGCUCUCACCGCCCUUUCUUCUGAAUUGACCUCUCUACCUACAACACCCAGUAGAUCUACUGGAAACGUAAAUCGUUCAAUUGCGGUUGAUAUCCCUCCCAAAGAACCUGCAGAUGAUCACGCGGUAGUUUCUCACCGCAGAACUCGGUCUGCGAAUUCCCAAACGACUGUCGAGAAUCAUACGUCAUCGGACGAGGGUACUGCCGGUCCUGGUCCUUCUACGGCUGCUAGUCGGUCUCGACGAACGCUACGGGGAUCAUCGUCCAGAAGGCGUACCCGCAUACAGGUAUCCACUGCACCUCACGACAACCGUAGCACGGCUCUUCAGCCAAGUCAGGCACCUGCCUCGGACGGUGGCUUGGGCUCCAUCAACCAAUCUCAAUUAGAUCCUAUCCAACAAUUCUCUUCUCCUAGAUCAUCGACUAGAACAUUCAACGAGCGAGAGCGAUCUGGCGCUUCGAUUCACGCGGACGAUACGGAACCCGAACCUGACGGAGUUCGAGUGGUUCUAAGAUCACAUAAGACUAUACGAAGGGACGGUGAAGAAGGGGUACGAUUGGACGCAGACAGUUCGGAUGACGUUACGGCGUCGGCUAAGGACGGGUCACCUGAGCCAAGUAUACAUGAUGAGGACUUGGACGAUCUGGAUUCAAAUGCUGGAGAAGGGGUAGGAGGCGAUAGACCUGAGAAAACGGAUGUGGAUAAGUCUCAAUUAAUCGACAACGAUCAAUCCGCUCCAAUCGACAAUCCCCCAGACACAGCCCCUCCCGCAGAGCCAUUCAUACACCCCGAUACCCUUGCGUUAGAAGAGGCUCAACGAUUUAUAGUAAAAUUGCGAGCUGAGUUGGAGCAAACUUCCAAAGCUCAAUCUCAUCCCGAUACUCUGGCCCUCAUCGAAGCCAGAUCGAGAAUAGCUGAAUUGGAACUCCAACUCCAGUCACAUCUUUCACAGCCAUCACACCCACAGCAUCCCACUCAACCCAUCCCUGACCCUCGCGUGGCCGAAUUGGAAGUCGAGGUCGAACGAUUGAACCAAAGUAAACAAGCGCUUAUGGAAGAUACACAGUUUUUAAGAAAACAAUAUGCGGAAGCUUCGAAUCGAGCUGUCACAGAAUGCCAAUUAAGUGCGAAAUAUCAGGCUCAAAUCAAAACCCUCAAAUCACAAUUGUCAGUUGGCUUAAUACAACAAAAACUACACUUCGAGACCAUGCAAAAUACGAGGGAGAAAGAAAUUGAUAGAUUGCGUUCUCAGUUGAAGAUGCUGUUGAGUCAAUCUAGAAGAACCGAUGAUGAUGUUAGGCAAAGAGCUGCUGCUUAUACCGCCACCAAGAGAGAGUACGAGGAAUUAUCGAGACAAUUUGUCGCUAGGGGUAGAGAGAUUGAUAGCCUGACGAAGAAGGUGAAGACAAUGUCUGAAAGGAAUGAAGAGCUUGUAGAUCAAUUGGAGGUGAUCAGAGCGAUGAAAAUGGGUGUGAUACCUGAUGCAGACGGGAAUGGGGAUGAGGAUGAAGAUGAUCAGGAAACGUAUUCUUCCGACGAAUAUGAUGAUCCCAGACCAAAAGCUGAAACUGGAAGUAAAUCAAGGAGAAUCGAUGCGUCGCCAGACCAACGCGAUGUCUUCCAAGCUUCCCCUUCGGCGAGAGAAAGUACCACGGCUCCAACAUCUGGCUACGCUUGUGCGUGGAGGGACGGUGAUAGAGUCUGUCGAGUAGUCUCUGAGACCGUGGAGCAACUCAACGAUCAUGGAGUGGCUCAUCAUGUAGAGCAAAUCAGAGAUCGAUAA